UUCUAAGCCAAACAACGCCCAGUACUGUUAGGGUUAAAAGGAUAGGCAACAGUGUGGCAUUAAAUUGUAAAAUGGACACAGUGCCUCAUCAUAACAGGCAUUUUGAUAGGACUACCCAUAUGUGACCCACUCUGCAACAAGGUGUGUUAACUCAUGCAAUGCAAAAAUGCGUAAUGGCCCAUUCCACGUGUUGAGGGUGAAAACAUUUGGAACUAUUUUGAGGCCAAUUGCUUGACCAGAAAAGAAAGGAAAAGAAAAGACCUGCUAAGAAAAACCAAGAGAGUGUCUAAUUUAAGUUUUAAUGUUUCUGUUUUCCUCCCAUGCACAUCCGUGAAACUGAAUCAUUAGACUCGUUCAAGAUUGCACCGAAGAGCUUUCUUUAUUCACAAGCCUUUGAUCAGUAAUUGGAUUUUUAUACAUGUACUAGAAACAACUAGGCAUUUUGAAACAUUGUGGAAAGCGCAUUAUAAAUGUUGUCAGUUAUAGUUAGUUAUGUUUGAAGGGCAAUAUCUCACAAAGUACGUGAUAAAAUGAAAUUAUAUGAAUAUACACAUGGCAAAUAACUCCAAAAUGCAAAAUGCCACUGGGAUGAAUUAUAUAUCAAAUGAAAACUCGGGAUGUGAGCAAUUUGAGUGCAUAACUCAAAUUCAAAAAAAUGUGACAUAAUACACAUUUUUGCAGAGCCAGUCACAUACACAUACAUGGAAGAAUUGGAAGAGGGAAGUGUCUCCCACAUCCCAAAAUAUACCAUACAUGUAGACAUUGAUAUUUGCAAUCUUUUUCCAACAGCAAUGUCGUCAUUACCUGUGCAGGUUUCCAGUAAAUUGUCUUGUAUUUAAGAAAUACAGGUAAUUCUCAAAGGAACCCCCAAAAUAAACUCAUAGUUGACCUUUGCACCAAGUGUCAUUAAACAUGUCUGCACAAUUUCUUUUCUCAGGCAAAAUUUGUUUCCCCUACAAUCUCUACAUAUAUAUGUGUAUAAGUCCACCAGUCUUUCUGUUGGUGUGUUUGUGAUUAAGUUCUAGUCACGAUUGUUCAUUUUUUUAUCCAUACUUCUGCCUUGCGUGGCUGGCUGUCUGUCUGGCUGUCUGUCUGGCUGUCUGUCUCUCAUCCUUCAGUCUUUUUUGUCAUGUGUUUUGUUUUUCUUUGACUGUCCCACUUUCUGUGCACAUUAUCAUUUUGGUUUUUGUCUUUCCACCUUGUGUUUUGCCGGAUAGCCCUCCUAUGGUUUGGACUGAAAAAAUUCCUUCACAAAAUCUUCCCACUUGUGUAGCAUGCUGGCGUGGGAAGGUUGAUAGAUACAACCCAAGCAGAGAUCUGUCCAAGAUCUUUAAAAAGUCCAACGGAAUUUUGAACGAGUUUAGAGGACUUCUGAAAGUGGAGCAUGGACACGUUUUACAAUAAGGCUUGACUCUCCAUAACAUAAAGUCUAUUUGCUAUUGGAGCUUGGACCACUUUACGAUUUGGAGGUUUUAGGAAGGUCGUGAAUAAGAUGUGAAAUACACUGUAGUUGUGCUCAAAAUAUUUGUCCAUACCCUGCAAAGUUCUUUUGAAGUGUCCGUCACUACAAAUAAGACAAUGAUAAGCACCGAGUACACCUUUUUUUCCCAUUUCAAAAUAAAUUCAAAGUUUGAAACAUAUUGUAGGCCUCAGUAUUGUGUUUAUGUGAGCAGUGAAAAACCCCAACUUGCAAAUGUGCACAUAGUUAGCUAAGAAGUAUUGAAAAAAAAAAUCUGGAUUGAUUGUAAUUUUUGAAAUAUGUGCAUUGCCUUUGUAUGCUUGCCUAAUCAUUCCAUCCUGACCCGUUUUCUCACUGUUUUGUCCAUUGUCACUGCUCUUGCUGUCUGUUUGAUGUUGUGUUUUCCUUGUGUUAGUCAGUGUAUCUGCACCCUUGCAUGGGUCUCUUGUUUUCCGUUCCAUUCUUUUCCCUUAACUCUUGACCCUGCUAGCACAUUUGAGUACGUGCGUGACGCCGAAGAAGCCAUGUACGGAUUGGAUCGCACCCGCUUCUUCGGACGGGAGCUGGAUAUUCAGUUUGCUGAGGGAGACCGAAAGUCUCCUGGCCAAAUGAGAAGUCGAGAUCUCUACAGACGGCGGCGCCGUUCAUACAGCCGCAGUCCCGACUAUGACAGACGCUCACGCAGUCGGAGCCCCUACCGUCGAUACAGCCCCUACAAGCGCUCAAAGAGCAGGAGCCCAUACCGCAGUCGCCGUUCCCGCAGCAGGACACGGUCCCGCAGCCGCUCCCCAGAAAAGUACAAAAGGCGACGCAGGCGACGAUCCUACAGCAGAUCUCGUUCUCGCUCAGUCUCACGAAGCCGAAGUCGCUGAGGCAGAGUUUGCCAUGGAGGAAGGCACCGCUGUCAAUAACUUGUACAUGUCUGUUAUAUUCCCCUUUUUUCUGUUUUCAUGAAAGUGAACAUGCAAGAACCGUCAUCUGCAUUUUCCCCGUUUGCUUUUUUCUAAGUGUUAGAGGUCAGUCUGUGCUGUUACGCCAGUUUAAACAAUUGUAGAAAUUUUACACAAGAAGUACCAGUUUCACUGCGUGCACUGUUAUUGUCGUUAGCCUUGCACUUGUUAAAUCAUGCGGAUUUAAGAAGUUACCUUGUAUUUGUGGGCAAUCGAGUUCCAACAUGGAAUGAAAAAAAAAGUAACCUGUUUGUAGUUCAGUCCCUCUUCGGGAAUUUGUUUUUAAGCUCAAAGAAAGUGCCAUCCAGUUAAAUUGGUUUUUAUGAGAAAAGAAAUAGGUUUGAAAUCCUGCAUAGCAUUUUAUAAUGAUAAUGUUUGCCACAGGACCAGAUUUCUAUCAGCCCUGCCCAUCCAUGCGUAUUUUUCAUUUUUGUAUUGCUUUAGUUUUGCUUUAACCAUUUCAUUUUUUUCCCUCACCGCUGUUGAAGAGUGAGCCUUUUUUCAUUGUCCUAGUUUAUAAACAGGUAUUGUUGGAAAUUGAUUUCAAGCUUUUCUUUAUUCUUCCUUGACCUUGAAGAUUAAAUUACUUGCCCACUGCUUUGAAAAAAAUAAUAACCACCCUUGUUUAUUGGGAAGCAAAAAGGCUGCAUCUGAAAUUCCGUUUUACUACCAUCUGAUGAAAACAAAGUCCAUUAAGAAUGUUCAAAACAGAGUUCAUAUUAAUUUAAAAAAAGCAUAAUUGCUUUGUAAAGACACAAACACAAAGUUAAUACGGGCGCAUACAUUAUGGAAAUCACUGCUAGGUAUGAUAGUAAGUUUGAAGUACAUGUACUACUACUGUUUUUACGAAAAACACAUCUGUUUACUUUCGUACUGUUUAAAGGGGAAGAACACAGCGAUAAUGUCCACUUUAAGUAAAGCGAUCGACCAUGAUACAUGUAAGUUAAUGAUUGUAUUGCACUGCAUUCGUGUUUUUUUUAAGUGUGGCAACAUGUAGUAAUUUCAUUAGCACUAUAGUAAUGUCUUAGCGCUGUUUAAAGUUUGGUUUGGAUACAGUUUUUACAGCCAUUAAAAUGUUUCUUUGAGAGUUCCA
Molecule: messenger RNA, 3502 nt
Organism: Acanthaster planci (crown-of-thorns starfish)
Lineage: Eukaryota; Metazoa; Echinodermata; Asteroidea; Valvatida; Acanthasteridae
Product: serine/arginine-rich splicing factor 12-like
Molecular function (GO): RNA binding
Source: RefSeq, a predicted model, not a curated record